Messenger RNA from Chara braunii, 1496 nucleotides. The record is from the annotation of a GenBank genome assembly. NCBI's taxonomy places the organism in Eukaryota, Viridiplantae, Streptophyta, Charophyceae, Charales, Characeae.
GUGUUCGUCAGAAGGAAGGGGCAGAUUGAGUGUGCGUGCUCUAAGUACCGUAACUCUGCUGGUUGUGAGAUCGUAGUCAUGGUACGGAGCAGCGGACUGUACGGCUAUAGGCCAAGGUGUCUCCAGUUUCUUUGGAGAUGGGAGCAGAUGUCAGGAGAAGGGCCUACGGUGACGGUCGUCCUGGACUACAGCUACGGUAGGCACCAGGCGAAACUGAGGGUAAACGUAGGAGGAAAAGAAGAGGAAAUGAGGGCAGACCAAUGCUUGCAGUUGGCGAUCACAGAGGCUAAGGAUAGAGCCGAAAGGAGAUGCAGGCGAGACGGGGUCACGGAUGAAAUCAAGGUGACCGUCUCGUACUUGGAGGCGGAAACCUCCACGGACACGGUAGAACGCGAGCAACAGCACCUGGACCGCGAUACUGAAGUUGAGAGUGACGCCAAUGACUUGAACGAGGAGACCCAGUCCUGGCAUGGGCUGGACCAGUGGCGGAGGGACCAUCCACCGGCUGGGCCUGUGGAGAGUGGUCCAGAGGCCAACUCGCGAUCGAGAGUGCUGGCUGAACAGGAAGGGAAGAAGUUGAGACUGAUCAAGUACAUGAGCAAAAAGAUGCCUUCAAAGAAGUUGGCAAAGUCCACCUACGAGAGGGAACUCUACGCUCUUUACAAGGCACUUGUCCACUGGAGGCACUACCUGUUAGGAAGGUUCUUCUACUUGAGAAUUGACCAUCAGACACUCAAGUGGAUUAAGAUUCAACCAGUUCUCUCAGAUGCACUCAAACGCUGGAUUGAAGUCACAGAUCAAUAUGAUUUCAAGCUAGACUAUUUGAAGAGAGAGUACAACAAUGUUGCAGACGCGUUGUCUAGGAGGGCAGAUUACCUAGGUGCGCUGAUUUUUGAGUUUGGUCAAUCUGAAGAUGUAACUCUAUCUUUAGAGGAAGCCUACAAGGAAGAUCCCAUCACGAUGGACAUCAUCAACAAAUUACAGGCUAAAGACAAGGCCACCACUGGUGAGUUUGUGGUGGUGGAUGGGUUGCUCUUUCUUGAGAAGGCAGAGUUCAAGAGGUCUGUCAGCGGGACAAGCCGCGGACUCGAGCUACUCAAGCCUUUACCCAUUCCUGCUGGCCCAGGGCAGAGUAUCUCCAUGGACUUCAUGGAUACUCUUGUGACCAGCAAGAAUGGCAAGAGGCACAUCUUCGUCAUAGUGGAUAAGUUCACUAAGUACGCUAGACUAAUCGCCAUGCCAGAGACWGYCAGGACUGAGCACGUCAUCAAGUUGUUCAUGGACAACUGGCAAAUGUCAGGAGAAGGGCCUACGGUGACGGUCCUGCUGGACUACAACUACGGUAGGCAAGAGGCGAAACUGAGGGUAAACGUAGGAGGAAAAGAGGAGGAAAUGAGGGCAGACCAAUGUUCGCAGUUGGCGAUCACAGAGGCCAAGGACAGAGACGAAAGGAGAUGCAGGUGAGACGCGGUCACGAAUGAAAUCAAGGUGACCGU